ACGAAAUAUUGUGACAUUGUGAAUUUUAACAAUGACACAAUUUACAAAGGCACAAUGGUACAGUAUAAUGAUAUUGUCUUGUGCCUACGGUAUGUUUGCAAAUCACCACGAUGCCAUUGUUACUCUUGAAGAUCUGGAAAAUUCCUACAGUUCUCUGGAGGAAGAAUUACAAGAGAUAGGAGCGUAUAUGCAAAGUAUCACCAACGUAUGCAAGGAAACCUUCCCAAGGUCAUUCAAAGCUGAACUGAAUGCGAUUCGAACACCUGAAGACAAAGUGGCUCUCCAAUAUAUAGCGACACAACGACAGGAUCGUGUUCCUGCUGACGGAUCAAUUUCCCUAUUGUUUUCGCCAACAAUUACCUUCACCACAACUCCUCUAACAACACCAACAACGUCAACUACACCAACAACGUCAACUACACCAACAACGUCAACUACGCCAACAACGUCAACUACACCAACAACGUCAACUACACCAACAACGUCAACUACGACAGCUCCGACCACCACAACUCCAACAACUACACCAACACCACCACCAACAACAACAGCGACAUAUACCACAACCACAACUCCAACAACAACAUCAUCUACAACGACACCUACCACAACCACAACUCCUACUUCUACAACAACACCAACCACAACUACGACACCUACCACAACAACUACAACUCCAACAACAACACCAACCACAACUACAACACCUACCACAACAACAACCACAACACCAACAACAACCACAACACCAACAACAACCACAACACCAACAACAACCACAACUCCAACAACUACAACGUUACCCACUACCACUGAACGUGUCAUACCACCGGUUGUUUUCCAUGCGUCUUUGACGAAUCUGUAUCCUAUCAUGAGUCCUAAACAAGUUAUUGUGUUCGACCGAGUAAUCACCAAUGUAGGUCAUGCAUACGACAGCAACUUUGGACUGUUCAAGAUACCGUAUAACGGAUUAUAUGAGUUUAUAGUAACUGUUGCUGCUGCUCAAGGCCAUUUUGUGGAUGUCAUGUUGAUGAAGAAUAAUGCUAUCCUAUGUAAGGCGCAUGCGUCGAUACCAGAUCAGGGAAUCGGUAUGUGUGUAGCAAUUGUACACGUAACCAAAGAUGACGAUAUAUUCGUCCGCCAUCUCAAUGGAAUAGGGACACACCUGAGUGGACGUGACGGUUAUACGUCCUUCUCGGGACAUAUGAUCAGUGCAGAUAUCAAUAACUGAUAUUAAAUAAAAUCAGGUUUAAAUUAAUGAGGAUUUCGUUAUUUCAUGAUGUUUGUCAUGUUUAUCAUGAAACAUCCUUUUAAUGUUUCAUUAGGUUGAAUGUGAAAUAUAGUUUGAUAUCAUAUGAUAAUGAACCGACGUCAGAAGCAUAUGACAUUACAAUGGACAGAAUAUGUGAGCUUUGCUAUCACAAUAAGUAGCAGU
This is a messenger RNA of Pecten maximus, 1435 nucleotides long. RefSeq lists its product as uncharacterized. The record is from RefSeq and is a predicted model, not a curated record. Gene Ontology annotation, molecular function: protein binding. Bases 32 to 1231 code for a protein of 399 amino acids. The transcript is spliced from 2 exons. NCBI's taxonomy places the organism in Eukaryota, Metazoa, Mollusca, Bivalvia, Pectinida, Pectinidae.